Molecule: messenger RNA, 988 nt
Organism: Eimeria tenella
Lineage: Eukaryota; Apicomplexa; Conoidasida; Eucoccidiorida; Eimeriidae
Exons: 3
Source: RefSeq, a predicted model, not a curated record
CGAUUCCUUUCGUGGCUUUCUGCUGCAGCACCUGCGCAGCUUAAAGGAGCAGCAGCAGCAACCUGCUGCCACUGCAGAUCAGCAGCAGCGCCGGAAAGAACCCGCUGCUGGCAACAGAGGCCAGCAGCAGCAGCAGCUGCAGCAGCAGCAGCAAGGACUCGAUGCUACGCAGCAGCGUCUAGCGCACGAAGUCGUUUGUAAACGAUCGCCUAGGGGUGAGGAGGCGCAGCAGCAGCAGCAAGAAUUGCUCCCGCAGGAGCAAGUGCAGCAGCAGCAGCAGCAAGAGCAGCAGCAACAGCAGCAUGAGGGCACGGAAUCCCCCAUGUCCCAGCAGCCAGAAAACUGCAAUCCUUCGCAGCAACAGACAGCAGCUCACUCUAGAGAACAGCGACAGCAGCAGCAGCAGCAGGAACCUGCGUUAGCAGCAGAAGCAGCAGCAGCAGCAGCAGCAGCAGCAGGAAUGACGUAUCUGCUGGAGUCCCCAGCUGGACUGCCGCGAGAGAUGCGCUGCAGCGUGCGAAGGGGUCCAGACUUUCUUUAUCUGCUGCAGCAGCGGCAGCGAAGAAAAGACGAACUAAAUUGGCACUUCAACAUUCUGUGCGCUGACGCAGCAGCAGAGGGCGCCGAGCCGCAGCAAGAACCGCAGCAGCAGCAGCAGCGGCAGCAGCAGCAGAGGCGGAGGGUGUGCAUGUUGGUUUUGCGGCACCACAUUCUGCAGCACGAGCCCCACUGGCUGGCCGAGUGGAUUGUUCUUUUCUUGCUGCGGCUGUACGCCGACGUCAUUCGGGCCCUUUCUGCUUCCGAAGCCACUCUGGCCUCAACUGCAGCAGCGGCAACAGCCCCGCUGCUGGCAUUUUGUGAAGAGCCCCCGACUCCGGCGCAGUACCUUCGCGUCAAGCGUCAAAUGCAGCAGCAGCAGCAGCAGCAGCAAGACCAGCAGCAGCUGCAGCAGCAUGACCGGCAGCUCCAGCAGCAGCAAGCGGACUGA